Messenger RNA from Fusarium proliferatum ET1, 804 nucleotides. RefSeq lists its product as uncharacterized. The record is from RefSeq and is a predicted model, not a curated record. NCBI's taxonomy places the organism in Eukaryota, Fungi, Ascomycota, Sordariomycetes, Hypocreales, Nectriaceae. The transcript is spliced from 2 exons. The coding region runs from base 1 to 804 and encodes 267 amino acids.
AUGUAUAUCCCAACCUCUCAUACCCACGAGUUGCCACUGACCGGAUCAAGGUAUGACUACUAUUUUGAGGCUGAUAGAAAGGGUGACUCGACCAGUGGUCACAGGCACGAUUGGGAAAACGUAGUGGUCUUUGUCAGAAACGACACCAUCCGACGCGUGGUAGGCUCUGUGCACGGAAAGUAUCACCACAGGGACAACCCGCUACUACAAGAUGGUCACCCUCUAAUAGUGUAUUACAAGAGGCCAAUGACAACUCAUGGCCUUCAGUUUGCAAAGGAUAAGAACUUAAAGAAGGUUGAGAACCAUUAUGGGGAGUGGGUUAUCGCCGAUCUAAUUGGCUGGGAUAGGUUCCCUACCGAGAAGUUCAGGAAUAAAUUAUCAAAAUAUGACUAUAGAAGGGCGAGAUUUCAUUUGGCGUAUAAAAGGUUUUUGAAGAGUUUGCACAAGACAGCGGGAAAAUAUGUUCCUGGAUUUAACCCUAACAAAGAUGGAGGGGAGGAGUAUAACCUUAACCCUGAGAAAAUCAAUAUCAGGAAGGGCAAGAAGAAUAAAGAUAAAGUAGAGGAUAAGAAGGUAAAGAGUAUAAAGGGGGAUGAUAAAGAGGAAGACAAGGGCGAGGAAAAGAAGGAGGAUGAUGAUUCCAAAAAGAGAAUUAAUAUCAAGAAGGAGAAGGAGAAUGAUAAAGAAAAAAGUGAGGACAUAGAUCCUGCCUGUAAUGCCGAACUCGACCUAGUCAUUUAUUGCACUUGCCACCUCCAUCGAUUUGCUGAUUUAUGGCGAGACUCAAUGCAGCAGACCACUUGA